Molecule: messenger RNA, 3750 nt
Organism: Rhododendron vialii
Lineage: Eukaryota; Viridiplantae; Streptophyta; Magnoliopsida; Ericales; Ericaceae
Product: MDIS1-interacting receptor like kinase 2-like
Exons: 4
Coding region: 227-3145 (972 amino acids)
Biological process (GO): protein phosphorylation
Molecular function (GO): ATP binding; protein binding; protein kinase activity
Source: RefSeq, a predicted model, not a curated record
CAAUUUCGUCCCCGAAGGAGCCUGUUCACCUACUCUCUCUCUCUCUCUCUCCAUAGAAAGAAUCUCAAUCCUCGGGUCGGAAUGUCUAUCUCAAACCCAACACCUCCAGGCUUGACAAUUCCACGAUCCACGCCGUAGAACACCACUGCGGUCGUCAAACCCACAAUCAGAGGUAAUAAAUAAAGUGCACCCAGAAAAUCAAACCACCGGAUCAGACCUUUUCACAAUGCCGUACCUAUUCAACUACCUUGCUCUGGCUCUCUCAGCCGUUCUGGUGGCUUUCCCACCUCCCUCCACCGCUCAACCACCACAAAAUCCCGAAGCUGAAGCUCUUCUCCGGUGGAAACAAAGCCUGGGCAACCAAACAAUCGUCAGCUCGUGGAUUUUCAACCAAACAAAUGGCAACUCUUCAGCUUCAAGCCCAUGCAACUGGCGUGGAAUUUCAUGCAACGCUGCAGGAAAUGUAACCGGGCUGAACCUUGCCUACACGGGACUACAAGGUACUCUUGACCAUUUAAACUUCUCAUAUUUCCCUCUCCUCCUCCGUCUCGACCUCAAAGUCAACCGACUCAAUGGUACCAUACCCACCAACAUCGGCCUACUUUCGAACCUCGUGUAUCUUGAUCUCUCCACCAACUCAUUCUCGGGCACAAUCCCUCUCUCUGUCGCGAAUCUCACUAAGGUUGUUGAGCUGGAUUUUUCACGAAACGCCAUAACAGGGCAGCUUGACCGGCGGUUAUUUCCUGACCGCGGGUCAAGUCAGGCUAAAACCGGCCUGCUCAGCCUCCAAAGGCUACUCUUUCAGGAUACCUUGCUCAGUGGUCCCCUCCCGCCGGAGAUAGGUAAUUUGGAAGAUUUGACACUCUUGGCUUUAGAUAACAGCAGAUUUUCUGGCCCAAUUCCUCAGUCUUUGGGUAAUUUGAGUAAGAUAACUUACCUACAUCUUAACCAAAACGGAUUCUCUGGCCAGAUUCCUAAGAAUUUCGGCACCUUGACCAAGUUAGCCGAUUUGAGCUUGUUUUCGAACAACUUAUCUGGUCCAGUACCGGAAGAAAUCGGAAAUCUUUCAUCAUUGGUAGUUUUUCAUCUAAUUUAUAACAAUUUGAGUGGUCAAUUACCUCCACAAGUGUGUCAAGGCGGAAUGCUAGCGAAUUUCACCGCGGGGUACAAUAACUUCACCGGUCCAAUUCCGGUAAGCCUCAAAAACUGCACAUCCUUGUACAGAGUCCGGCUCGAAUAUAACCAACUAACAGGAAAUCUUGAUGAAGAUUUUGGAGCGUACCCGAACCUCACUUAUAUCGAUUUGAGCAGCAACAAUUUGCAAGGCAAAAUUUUACCCACAUGGGGAGAAUGCAGUAACUUGACACGGCUGAGUCUUGGUGGGAAUUCUAUUGGAGGUGAAAUCCCGGUGGAAAUUUCCCAGUUGAACCAGCUAGUAGUGCUUGACCUUUCCUCCAACAAGAUAACCGGGAAAAUUCCGGCACAAGUUGGACGAUUGUCGAAACUAUUGUCGUUAAACUUGAGUGACAACAGAAUUUCUGGACAAAUACCGUUCGAGAUCGGGGGACUGUCCAAUUUGGCUUCUCUUGAUCUCUCCAUGAACAUGCUAAGCGGACCGAUUCCGGGUCAAAUCGGAGAUAUCUCAAGAUUGCUGUUUCUAAGCCUGAGCAAAAACCAACUGAAUGGGAGCAUUCCAUAUCAGAUUGGUAAUCUUGGAACUUUACAAAGCCUGCUGGACCUUAGUGACAACUCACUCACCGGAGAGAUUUCGCCUCAGCUCGGGAAUCUAAUGAGCCUAGAAGCUUUAAACCUCUCCCACAACUCUCUCUCCGGUUCUAUACCGGAUUCGUUUAGCGGAAUGCUCAGCCUGUCAACGAUCGAUUUGUCGUUCAAUGAACUGGAGGGUCCUCUGCCUGACUCCAAGGUUUUUAAUUCGUCUCCGCCCGAAGCAUUUUCUCAUAACAAGAAUCUAUGUGGUGAUUCAAUCCAAGGUUUGACACCAUGCAAAAACUCAGUGUCUGGAGGUGGAGGAAAGGAAAACAAAGGAAACUCGCGGUUGAUCAUUAUUGCAGUUUCUACCUCGUUAGGCUCGUUGUUUCUCUUGCUUUUGCUUGUUGGGGCUAUCGCGCUUCACCGAAAAAGUAACCGGAGAAGCCAGAAAGAAGAUGGUGUAAAGGGAGAAAACAUCUUUUUGAUCCAGAAUUUCUGUGGAAGAAUUGUGUAUGGAGAUAUUAUCCGCGCUACAGAAAAUUUCGACGAUGCAUACUGCAUUGGACAUGGAGGAUCGGCCAGAGUCUACAAAGUUAACUUACCAAGUGGGCAGGUAGUAGCAGUUAAAAAGCUAUUUAUGAAUGAAGGUUCAGAGAUUGGGGAGAUCAAGAGUUUUGCAAAUGAGGUAGCAACGCUGACGGAAAUAAGGCACCGGAACAUUGUGAAACUCUACGGCUUCUGCUACCACAAAAAGCACACUUUUUUGGUUUGCGAAUACAUGGAGAGAGGAAGCCUGGCGGACGUUUUGAGGAGAGAGAAAGAUGCCAGGGAGUUGGACUGGAGCAAGAGAGUAAACGUAGUGAAAGGGGUGGCUCACGCUUUAUCUUACCUGCAUCACAACUGCGUGCCUCCCAUAAUUCAUCGGGACAUAUCGAGCAAGAAUGUUUUGUUGGACUCGGAAAUGGAGGCUCAUGUCUCAGAUUUUGGCACGGCAAGGUUUUUGAAGCCCGAUUCUUCAAAUUGGACCGUGGUUGCAGGCACAUUCGGAUACAUUGCUCCAGAAUUAUCGUACACGAUGGCGGUGACAGAGAAAUGCGACGUGUACAGCUUUGGAGUUUUGACACUUGAGAUAUUGAUGGGAUCGCAUCCGGGAGAACUCAGUUCAAACCUAUACUCAUCCGUUGACAACGAACGCAUACAAUUGGCAGAUGUCUUGGAUCCCCGUCUUCCGCCUCCUAAGAGUCAAAAGCUAAGUGACGAAUUGGAUUCCAUUUUGAAUCUAGCAGUCUGGUGCUUGCGCACCGAUCCACGUUCUAGACCUACCAUGUACGAUGCAUCUCAGGUGCUUGAGAUGAAUGCUGGAGCUGGCAGAGAGAGUCCAGAGUUGGUUAAGUCUGUUAGAGAGGGUGUUGAUGAGCUCCCCAUGCUUAGUUAGUUAGUUGGAUAUUUCUCUCCCUCAUUCUCUCUUUCUGUCGUGUAAUCAGGGUUAGAGUCAGGAUUUUGGGGCAAUGGUGUCGAGUACCAAAAGCCAUGUUAAUGAGCAAAGGACUUCGCGAUGAAAGGAAAAUGUUGUUAUUUUAGUUCUUUGGGGCUAUUUCCCUACUAUUUGUGGUGUCAAAUAUGUAUAAUACAAUCGAAAUCCUUAGGCAUCUUCGUUAUUGUCUCGCCUUAUCAAAGCUCGGUGGUGUCUCCUUUGGCUCGUUGGUGUAUCCAUUAGGACUUCAUCAUGUAUCAUAGCCAAUGACCCGGGGACUUGCAGAACUGUAUACAUUGUCGAUGAUUGUUUGAAAGAGUGGUGAUAUACAAAUUCCAGUCUCGCAUUUUUCAAGUGUACUUUGAAGAUUAGUUUCAGCUUCUACUUUGAAGAAUGGUUUCAAUUUGGAAAUCGAAUCAUGAUAGCCUGUGGUGGUGAUUUCACUGGAGGAUAGUAUCUGUUUUUACCUGAUUCUAGUUCUUAGCCGAAUUGUGAUCUUGAAAACAUCGACUUGAGAUCCUCAAUCCUUCCGAAAUUCUGUACCUUAGUAACAAAUUCAUCAUUCA